UUCUCUCUCUCGGUGGGCGAAUAUCUCGCGGGCGAUUCGUUUCCCACCGCGGAAAAGGAGCUCCAAACCCCACAUAUACAAGCCCGCCCCGUCCCUUUCGCCACCCACGACUCCCUGCCCUUCCCCUUCCCCCAUCCGCUCAUCGCCUCCGGGUUUGCGCUCCCACAGCCUCGUGUGCCUUCGCCUCGGCCGAUCCGCGUCGCCGUUGUUUCUCGCGAGGAUGGAGCAGACCUUCAUCAUGAUCAAGCCCGACGGCGUCCAGCGGGGCCUGAUCGGGGACAUCAUCAGUCGGUUCGAGAAGAAAGGGUUCUACCUCAAGGGGAUGAAGUUUAUGAAUGUGGAGAGGUCCUUUGCACAGCAGCACUACGCUGACCUUUCUGACAAGCCCUUUUUUCCCGGGUUGGUGGAGUACAUCAUUUCUGGACCUGUUGUCGCAAUGGUGUGGGAGGGGAAGGACGUUGUGUUGACUGGCCGCAGGAUCAUUGGGGCCACCAAGCCUUGGGAGGCUGCCCCUGGCACCAUCCGUGGUGACUAUGCCGUUGAAGUUGGCAGGAAUGUCAUCCAUGGAAGUGACUCCGUGGAAAAUGGAAAGAAGGAGAUUGCUCUUUGGUUCCCUGAAGGUGUGGCAGAGUGGAGAAGCAACCUUCAUCCCUGGAUCUAUGAGGCUUAAAGUUAUCAGUUGGCUCUAGCUGUGGAGCCAUGUCUAGUGUUUUGUGGUAUAUAUAACAGUUAAAUGUGCCUGAAGCCCUGAACUUAUGUGGCAUUCGUGUUUUUGUCUUUGUUCCUGCUUUAAUAUUUUAAUGCACUUUGAUUGCAAACCAAUUGAUGAGAUCUGAAAUAAAAUGUCAAUCUGGUAUUUGCUAGAAA
Molecule: messenger RNA, 867 nt
Organism: Panicum virgatum (switchgrass)
Lineage: Eukaryota; Viridiplantae; Streptophyta; Magnoliopsida; Poales; Poaceae
Product: nucleoside diphosphate kinase 1
Exons: 4
Coding region: 221-670 (149 amino acids)
Biological process (GO): GTP biosynthetic process; CTP biosynthetic process; UTP biosynthetic process
Molecular function (GO): nucleoside diphosphate kinase activity
Source: RefSeq, a predicted model, not a curated record